UCCAACCGUUCCGGGCUACAACCGAUCUCGACUUUAUUUAAACUCAGUCCCCUCAGAACAUGAUAACGAGAUUGAUAUAGUGGUGCUGCAACGGGUUGCAGAGAGUAAAAAUAGAUCUUUCAUUUAUGUCUUAUUUUAUUUUAUCUUCCUGACAUAGGCCGGCAGCUGUGUUGGUUGACACCUACCAAGUUGGUAGGUAGUUAUACUAUCCACACGUGCUCUCCCUCUGCAUGUAACCAACCGCGGGCCCCAUUACCCUCCGCGUAUAGCUUUUCUCGUGUCACCAAGUCAGGAAUGGAAUGUUUGUCCUUCUAUCUGCGGGGCGGGUUCUUCCUUGUGUCACCGGGGAGGGGGGCCGGAGUUUGACCAGACCCGAACAGCGGGUGCCUGGUCGUAAGCUGUCGUUGUUGUCGAACACAGCCAGCCACUACACUGACGUGAGGCAAGGCAAGGCAGGCCCCCCGUUUAUGGUGUCUGCAUGUCAUGUCUUGCGGAUGGGAUGGGGGUUAUUGGGUGGGUGGACGGACAUAACGGAGAGAGUAUAUAGAGACGGACUGGGAAACUCUGGUACUUGCAAAAGACCUGGCGAGUACAUCCAUAGCCUGUGCCAGGCAGACAGACUCUGGAUGGCAUAUGAAAAAGAUUGGACGAGUGCUUGCUUGGAUCAGCUCCGUCGCCCUGCCUUGCUUUUUCUUGAGUAACCCUCCCCCCUUAAUUACGGAGGCACCGAGGCACCGAAGCACCGAGGAUCCGCGGGACGGAGCUCGGAGGACGUGCCCGGGGCUGAGCUGCCCAACU
Messenger RNA from Lasiosphaeria miniovina, 798 nucleotides. RefSeq lists its product as uncharacterized. Lineage: Eukaryota; Fungi; Ascomycota; Sordariomycetes; Sordariales; Lasiosphaeriaceae. The coding region runs from base 300 to 701 and encodes 133 amino acids. The record is from RefSeq and is a predicted model, not a curated record. The transcript has a single exon.